CGAAGGUCUGCAGACAAAGAGCCGGCCCAAAUCGGCCAAGAGCGCUGUGCUCGUACUGACCUGCAGACCCUCCGAGCAGUGUCAUUCACUACGAUUGUGUGUUUGCCAUGUAGCAGUUGUGUUGAAGGGCGGCGGGGCACUCAAUUGAGUUGCGGGCCGUGCUUCCUCAAUCGAUCCCCAACCAAUAGGGAACAGAAUUGCUGGCGGAGAACAACGAUUGUAGCUCGUGUCCACGGCUGGUUGAUGUACUUAGAACUCGUUCAGUUUCGCCCAAAUCGUCCUGAACAUGCUGCUGCUGCUGCUGCUGGUUAUUCACUGACUACUUGACUGAAUUGACCACGCACCAAAUCACACGAACGGGGACCUUACACUUACUGUCGCAGCACAAGAAGAGAGUUCGCCUCUCUCAACUAAAGCAGUGUGUUUUCUUAGCCUUCGCCAAAGAGGGUGUCAUUGUGUCUGGUUUUUAGUCCUCCCAAAUGUUUCUCGCUAAACUGCAUCAGUGUUUUUAUCAAGUUGUCACUGCGCUCACCAGGAGCUAGCCCCCGACUUUAUCAGCCGGAUUGAUAACAUCCCUAGUUGGGCAUCUCCGUGUCAAGUGACAGGUCUUAGACGUUUAGCCGCGCCUAUCUAGACCCGCUUAUCCCUGUGCCCUGUUGCUGUCAAUGCACACACACACAUACACAUACACACACACACACACACACACACACACACACACACACACUGAGCGGUCAUGAGUAGCAUGCUGAGAAAGCUCUCUUUCAAGAACUCGUUUCGCAAGUCGCGCAGCGAUGGCAAAUCGGCCUCCGACAGCCGCCUGGCCUCGCCAAUGCAACGGCCGCAGAUUCGGACGCGACUGCGCCGCAAGUCUUCGUCGCCGUCGCCCUCUCCGCCGAGAACACCCGUGUCUUCAUCCGAUAAUGGCAUCUCAGACGAGUACGCUGACCCGUGGGACAUUCGCAACGGCGGCUCGGGAGGCGGAGGCGCAGCACCACCGCACCUGACCCACGGCAAUCACGGCGGUGGCGUUACCCCUAGCGCCAACCAGUUUGCGCCGACGUCGUCCAAGCAGCCGCAGGAAGAGUGCUCCUACUCUGCGCCCUUCACCGGCAACUCCAUACCGCAAUCGCCCAAGAUGACUGAGACUCAGUACAAGAAGACGAUGAACGACGACUACCAGGACCCGUUUGACGCUCGCCUGCGCAAGGGCACCACCGCCUCUCUCACUGGCAGCACGGGCGGUGGUGGUGGCAGUGGCUUGCACCCUGUGACCAGCAACACGGACCAGCACCGCGGCCCGCCGUCGCACCAUCACCAUCACCACCACAGCUCGCGCGGCGGUGGCAGCAGCUCCAACAACAUGUCGGUACGCGGAGUCGGACAGGGGACAGCAUCGGCCUGCGAGUACGACACGCCCGUCGACUCGCGGACGCGUCGCGGCACCGGCACCAUGACGACCGGCGGUGGUAACCACAGCAACAGUCACCUGGACAACUACAGCCUGCCCGCCGACACUCUGCGCGCUGGGGCUGGUGGUGGUGUGGCAGCGGCGCCGCCCAGCAUGUCUGAUCACGGCAAGAACAACGCGUCGUCAACAUAUUCCAUGCCACGUGACACCAUCCGCCAGCAUCCCAGCGACAUAUCCGUGCAGGUCGGUGCUAUGCCCAUGGUGCAACAACAGCAGCAGCAGCAACAGCACCCGUCUCCGCACUGCGACUACAGCAACCCGGCCGACCACAUUGGCGACAUACACCGCAACGGGUCGCCGUCACGUGGCCGCUACAUGGAGUACCGCGGGUCGGAAGCGUCCGCUCCCACGGUUACUCCUACAACAGUACCCACCGGUCACUCGGUGCGUGCGUUCAGCGAUAGUUCCAGUCAGUCCAGCGUGACAUCGGUUGCUUCUGCUGCGCAUAGCCGACAACCCGACACGAUGCGCGGGCCGCCCGACUUGCCUGACAAUUACCCGCCGGUGAACAGCCAGAGAGAGUCGCUGCGAUCCUUCCACUGGUUCCAUGGUGGUAUCACACGUGACCGUGCAGAGAUGCUUCUGCGCGCCGUUCCCGACUGCAGCUUCCUGGUUCGCGUCAGCGAGAGCUCACCGAACGACUACUCGCUCUCUGUCAGGAAUUCCGGCCACCCGCUGCACCUGAAGAUAAUCCGCCGAUCGGACGGUACGUUUGUGCUGGGCCAGAAUAGCAAGCCCUUCCAGAGUAUCAUUGACAUGAUCCAGUACUACGAGCGGCACAAGCUGCUCAUCAAGGGCGCCGAGCACAUCUUCCUCGAGUACGUCAUACCGCGACACUAGCGCGUGAGUGCGUGUAGAUGUGCCGUGCCAAGUGCACGCGCGCGGUAUCGAGGCGGCGAUGUUCGCUCGCGUGCUACCGUGUGCGCAGUUGUGACUUGGGCGGUGGAGGCGGCAGCUCGGCUGUGGGAGCCGGCAUGUACUGAACUCACUUCCCCAUUGUGCUUUGCACUUCUGGCAAUGAGUACUGCUUGCCGAAUUGAGGUGACGUUUGUUACAUGGACAGAGGGUUCUUGGCGUCAAACACACGCCCGUUCUUUAUAUGAAACUUGAAAAUUUAUGAUCCGUACUAUUUUUUUUGGAAGCCCCAACCCUUUUUUCUGUUGGUCGUUUUUUCAUCUGUCUGGGCCUCAGCGCUAACUUACCAUGACGUUGUGACUAAAACUAUAAUCUCCCCUGUUAACACAUUUAAUACAGACCAUGCAGAAGUAAAUUAUUGAUAACUGUCCCUCGUCCCUGAACGCCGCUUUGCACGCGCACUCUAUACUUUCUUUUCCUGUUGAGUGCUUGGCGUCGGUUUUUUUUUCCAGCGACGUCAAAGUGUACACCAAAUGUAGACGCAUCUUACUCAACGUCUCUUGCUCAUUUGCCUUCCAUCCCCGCACUAGCAGAACGUCUCUUGCUCAUUUGCCUUCCAUCCCCGCACUAGCAGUCGCUGUGCUAGUAAUCUAGAACCCCUCUCGACAGUGGUUUCACGUCCGUCGUCUGCGUGGCCCGUUUUCUUUCUCCACUUCUCUUAGCCUUGCCGCCGGCCUGUGUAUAGGUAUGUGAGGUUGUGGACGUGUGUGUGUGUGUGCGUGUAUGUGUGCGUGUGUGUGUGGUGUGUGCGUGGCUUUGAGUUCUGCAUCUACUUGAUCUGUGCGGGUACUAUCGCUUUACCCUCCGAGCUCCGUGACGUGCCGAAAUUCCUGUUGCUUUCUAUUGAUCAUAUCUUGUGGGUUUUGAUAUAGUUCUGCCCGCUCUAUAUAUAUAUAUAUUGUAUAUUUUAGUGUUGCCACGCGUCAAUACUGCCUCCAUUACUCCGUGAUCAGCUCUUCCCCUGCGGGACUUUGUCCAGUCGCAAUCCCAAUUAUGAUCUCUUGGAAUAUUUUCUAAAAAACUUUUUUACUUAGACCGCAUUUUUGCUCAACUUCUCCUCUUUGGCUUCUUUUUACACGCACUCGUGCCGCUCUUAACUUCUAGUACAUAUUGGCGUAUUGAACAUUGCACAGUUUUCAUUGUACACUAUAAUUGUAUUACCUUUUCUUGUAGUGUGAGUUUCAUCGUCAACGGCUAGCUGUGCCGUCUGUACGUCCCCGUCUGUCGUAUGCGUGAGCUUGAUGGUUAUCUUUCCAAGAGG
This is a messenger RNA of Sycon ciliatum, 3647 nucleotides long. Its product is annotated as SH2 domain-containing adapter protein D-like. Bases 737 to 2311 code for a protein of 524 amino acids. The record is from RefSeq and is a predicted model, not a curated record. Gene Ontology annotation, molecular function: phosphotyrosine residue binding. Lineage: Eukaryota; Metazoa; Porifera; Calcarea; Leucosolenida; Sycettidae. The transcript has 5 exons.